This is a messenger RNA of Patiria miniata (bat star), 1896 nucleotides long. RefSeq lists its product as uncharacterized. Lineage: Eukaryota; Metazoa; Echinodermata; Asteroidea; Valvatida; Asterinidae. The transcript has a single exon. The record is from RefSeq and is a predicted model, not a curated record. Bases 1 to 1896 code for a protein of 631 amino acids.
AUGGUGUUGCUGAAGCACAUAGAUACUCCUGUGGGCAUCUCCUCACGGCUGAUGAGGAUCCGGAUUCACACUGAAAGCGGUUACUUGUCCCUGCUCAGUGUAUAUGCGCCGACUCUGCAGACGGACGAGGACGUGAAGGACAGCUUCUACAGGCUCUUGGAGGAUGAGGUUCGCCACGUUCCAGCACGAGACUCGCUGUUGGUACUGGAGGACUUUAAUGCCAGAGUUGGGAAUGACUAUGGGAACUGGCCCGACUGUCACGGCAAUCAGGGUGUCGGUAGAAUGAACAACAAUGGUCAGCGUGUCUUGGAGUUGUGUGUGGCCCAGCGUCUGUGCGUUACUAAUACCUACUUUGCCGGAAGGAUCUCACACAAGACCACCUGGCAGCACCCAAGAUCACGGCACUGGCACCAACUAGACUUGGUUCUCUGCAGAAGGAGCCUUCUUAAGGAGGUUCUCCACACGAGAGCGAUUCGUUCUGCUGAUGGGGAUACAGACCACUGCCUUGUCCUCUGCAAGAUUCGGACAUUUCUGAAAAAGCUGCACAAGUCACAGCAGGCGGGACGGAAACGGAUCGACCGGGAGGGGGUGAAGAACCCGGAAAAGGUCAACAGCUUCCUCAAGGCAGUUAGCGAAUCCGGCGGAGAGGAUUGGGAGGACAUCAGUUCGAUCGUGUAUGAGCAGGCCUUGAGGCACUUUGGAUCCCAACCACGAAACGGAAAGGACUGGUUUACGAAAGAUCUGCUGCCGCUCGUGGAGGACAAACGGAAGGCCCUGCUCAGGUACCGAGAGGUGUCAACUCGCUCAAAUUUUGCCAGACUCAAGACUGCCCGACAGAAUCUGCACAGGGAAACUCGAAAGUGUGCAAACCAGUACUGGCUGGACCUUUGCCAGAAGAUCCAGGUCUCGGCAGACACCGGAAACCUCCGGGAGAUGUAUGACGGCAUCAAGACUGCGAUCGGCCCAACCAGAAGGAAGGUAGCACCGCUGAGGGACCUCCAGGGAAAUCUCCUCACUGACACGGACCAGCAGCUCCAGCGAUGGACUGAACACUACAGUGCUCUGUAUGGCAGUGAACCCGUCAUCGAUCUUGAAGAAAUAGACCAACCUCCAGACCUGCCAUGUCUGUCUGAACUGGACCCCGUCCCCACUGUGGAGGAACUCUUGAGGUCCAUCAACGAUCUCUCCAACAACAAAGCUACAGGUACUGACGGCAUACCAGCAGAAAUCAUCAAAGUCCUGGCUGUACCGCACAGCUCUACCCUGCUGCAACUCCAUCGUUCGGUCGUCAGCUACUGGCAACGUGGGCAGGUACCUCAGUGUCUCAAGGAUGCUCAGUUAAUACAGUUGUAUAAGAACAAAGGGGAUACGUCCGACUGCAACAACUACCGCGGGAUCUCCCUGCUGAAUGUGUUUGGGAAGGCUGUGGCUAGGCUUGUGCUUAAGAGGCUUCAAGUUUUGGGUGAGUACAUCUACCCAGAGAGUCAGUGCGGUUUUAGGUCAAACAGGUCAACGAUCGACAUGGUAUUCACCCUACGACAGCUGCAAGAGAAAUGCACUGAAGGUGCAAGCAUGCAUACCAUCCUCACAGAGUGCCGGCUCAGAUGGUUUGGACAUGUCUGUAGGAUGCCGCAAGACCGUCUUCCCAAGAGGACUCUUUUCAGUGAAGUCAGCACUGGAGCCCGAGUUCGUGGAAGACCUCUACUCCGUUUCCAAGACCACGUACGGGACGACCUACCACACUGCCAGAUCAAGGAACGCGGAGUGGAGGAGCUAUGUGCUGUGAGGGGAGCGUGGCGGAAAGCAGUCCAUGAGGGAGCAGAUGCGGCGGAGAAGAAGUGGCGCAAGGAAGGACGGGCGCGCCGAAAACAAUCAGCCCAAGGAGCGGUAGCAUGA